Messenger RNA from Rhinolophus ferrumequinum (greater horseshoe bat), 7998 nucleotides. It is a transcript of the gene RNF150, whose product is annotated as ring finger protein 150. The record is from RefSeq and is a predicted model, not a curated record. Bases 31 to 1338 code for a protein of 435 amino acids. Lineage: Eukaryota; Metazoa; Chordata; Mammalia; Chiroptera; Rhinolophidae. The transcript has 7 exons.
GGGGCGGGGAGGGGGCCCUGGCGGAUAAAGAUGGCAAUGUCUCUCAUCCAAGCGUGCCGCAGUCUGGCUCUCUCAACAUGGCUGCUUUCCUUUUGUUUCGUGCAUCUGCUCUGCCUGGACUUCACCGUGGCCGAGAAGGAGGAAUGGUACACCGCCUUCGUGAACAUCACCUACGCGGAGCCCGCGCCGGACCCUGGGGCGGCGGGCGGCGGCACCGAGCUGCACUCGGAGAAGACCGAGUGCGGGCGCUACGGGGAGCACUCGCCCAAGCAGGACGCCCGCGGGGAGGUGGUCAUGGCCAGCUCUGCCCACGACCGCCUGGCCUGCGACCCCAACACCAAGUUCGCCGUCCCGGCCCACGGCAAGAACUGGAUAGCCCUCAUCCCCAAGGGCAACUGCACGUACAGGGAUAAGAUCCGGCACGCGUUCGUGCAGAACGCCUCCGCCGUGGUCAUCUUCAACGUGGGUUCCAACACCAACGAGACCAUCACCAUGUCCCAUGCAGGUGUAGAAGACAUCGUGGCUAUAAUGAUUCCUGAGCCAAAAGGGAAGGAGAUAGUCAGCCUGCUGGAAAGAAACAUCACCGUGACGAUGUACAUCACCAUUGGAACGCGCAACUUGCAGAAAUACGUGAGCCGCACGUCAGUUGUCUUUGUGUCCAUCUCCUUUAUCGUCCUGAUGAUCAUUUCCCUCGCAUGGCUGGUCUUUUAUUAUAUCCAGAGGUUUCGAUAUGCAAAUGCCAGAGACAGGAACCAGCGCCGACUGGGAGAUGCAGCAAAGAAAGCAAUCAGCAAGCUCCAGGUCAGAACCAUCAAGAAGGGUGACAAGGAAACAGAGUCCGAUUUUGACAACUGUGCAGUUUGUAUCGAAGGGUACAAGCCCAGUGAUAUCGUCCGGAUCUUACCCUGCCGGCAUCUUUUCCACAAGUCCUGUGUUGACCCCUGGCUCCUAGACCAUCGCACCUGUCCCAUGUGCAAGAUGAACAUUCUUAAAGCCCUAGGGAUCCCGCCCAAUGCCGACUGCAUGGACGACUUGCCCACAGACUUCGAGGGAUCUCUGGGAGGCCCACCAACCAACCAGAUCACAGGCGCAAGCGACACGACCGUAAAUGAAAGUUCGGUCACUUUGGACCCUGCUGUCCGGACUGUGGGAGCCUUGCAGGUGGUCCAGGAUACAGAUCCCACCCCGCAGGAGGGAGAAGUCAUCUUUUCUACCAACAGUGAGCAGGAGCCAGCCGUCAGCAGUGACUCUGACAUCUCGUUGAUUAUGGCAAUGGAAGUUGGACUGUCUGACGUAGAACUUUCCACUGACCAAGACUGCGAAGAGGUGAAAUCUUGAAAUGGCGAAUCUAGAAGGGAUGGUAGGACCCCAGACGAAGGAAGGGAGGAGCGCCCCAAGACUUGAACUGGGCACACACACUUCCAGGACAGCGUGGCAUCUCCACGCGCUCCGCUCGAGAAUGGUCCCGAAAAGCAAUAUCCAAAGUCACAUCGAUCAGAUGCAGUUUCUCUGUCUCUACAACAGUCCAUGGCCUUGGCGACUUGGAAGUUGAAAGCUGAUUUUCCUUCCCAUGUCCUUGUAGACAUACACUUCAGAAGCUCCUCAAACAGACUGAAAGGACACUUUUAGGGCUUCCUAGGUUCAUUUCCGUUUUCCCCAGGUCUUGUCUUGCUUUGAAAUUGUGUUUGAUUUCUGUGGCAGUUUCUUUUUAAAGACUGUGAGUAGCCUCCUUUAGGUCCAUUGCUUUGUUUUCCUUUUGGUUCACUCCAGAUUUUACGUUGAUUUCUGUUUAGAAGCCCCAGUUCCUGACAUGAUCAGUUUGUAUUCCAUCUCUGAGAUGAAUGGCUUUGACCUCUCAGCAUGAAGUGUGCAUGGCUUUGGGAAGUGCUUCAGCACCCUGAAAUGGUUGAAGGCAAGCUUUCAUUAAGAAUCUAAAUUCUUUGAAAUGGAUCAUGAAAACCCCAGCUGCCAGAGACCCCAACACCAACCUCUGAAUCUGCCGAGGCCAUUGCUCGUUAGUUUCAGCUAUAUCACACUGGCUUCCACUUGCCAGGCUCUGGGAAGGGCCCACGUGACAUGAGAAGGACGCUCUAGAGAGGCACUUUUGUUUGUCUGGAUCUUACAAUCUUUGGCUGAAAUUCCAAGCUCAGAAGUCCCCUCCAGGGCACCAAGGCCCCUCUUCUUGGCUGCAGGGCUUGUAGCUGGGACUGCAAGCCUGUUUAAGACCAGAUAUCACCAAUUCUUCCUGAAAACAGAGUGUCUGUUGUACUGGCUUCCCCAAGGCUAGAACAGGCUCUGUUACCUCAAGUGGCUUCUGCAGGAGAUGGAAGCUUCAUAAAAGGUCUAGUCAGCUUUGAGCCCAGUGUCGCUCACAGUGGAGGCUGCUGCAGCACUUAGGUGGUACCUUAAUUCCAACAUACUUCUGGUACACCUCCCAGACCUCGAGGACGGACUCAGAUGAACCAUGGCAGAUGGCUCCCUGAGUGCGUCUAGAUACCAAGUGACGGGGGGAGGUGUGAUCUGAUGAGCCCUUUGGUCUAAAAAGCACAGCCUGGGAAUUGGCUAAAUCAAGUUUCUCCUGACUGAGAGAGACAAAGCGGGAAAGGAAGAGAGGCAGCGAGUACUAAAACCCGCCGGCAUUUUGAGACCGUUUAUGCUUAUAUUAUUUUUUGUAACUAUGACAGACAUGGGCUACUUUUUUCAGUGGGCAAGUUUGUGAUGCAUUUAGAGUCUUCUGAUGCAGAGGACUAAGGUAGCAGACAGAUUCUCUGGGCACUCAUAGAUCAGCUCCUCCUCUGUAAGGCCGUGAUGCCACGUGGCCUGACCAGGAAAGGAUGCGUUUAUACAUAAUUUGACGAGGCUUUCCCACCUCCUUACAUGAACACUCUUCCGAAAACAGAGUUUGAUUCUGCCAUAAAACUUUGCUGCCUGCUGAAGCACGGAAUGCAUGUCAGGGGGGACCCCUGGUAGCUCUUUAUUCACUACCUUUAACGUUUCCUAUUUGAUGCUUUCUAAGUAGGCAGCAAGGCAAGGAAAAUGAUGGCCAUCUUCAGAAAUGUCACAUCUCUCUAGGAGUCCAGUGCUUCCUCUAAUAAAAUCCUGGGAGGGGUGAAAACAGCACUGAACUGGGAGUCGGGAGGCCUAGGUGAGCAGCAUGCGAGCUGGACCGCAGUAUCUCCAUCUGUAAAGGGAGGAAUUUAACAAGAUGACGCCCAAAGCUCCUUCUGGCUGGGAGACCACCAGUGAGCAUUUCGCCGGGGGAUCCAUUUUUUGCAGACAGCAAUGAUAUGCAGCUGACUUUCCACCCUGCGGAGGCAGAGUUGCUGCACGGAUGACAUAUAAUAGCUUUUGAGACUUGGCGUGCCUAUGUUGAUGAGAAUGAGUAUCUCAGCGAGUGAAGUUUCGAGUCCGAGGAGUCGUUUGGUUUUGCCUUGUUUUAAAACUGCCGUUACUAGUUAUAGAGUUUGCAGUCUCUGGACACCGUCAAAUCCUGGUUCUCAACGUGGAAUUCUGACUCUCCAGGUGUUUUUUUUUCUUGGUCAGCAUAGACCUGAAUCACCUACUUACUCCUCCUUCAGUCAGCUUUGCCCCAAACAAAUUUUGGUUAUUAACUUAAGUCAAGUGGAAUUAGAAGGAUAAUGCAAUAGCAUAAGAAAUAUAAAUUGUGUUCCAUACCCAGAGAGAAAAUGCCUUUUGGGUGGCUUAGUCCUCUGUUUGGUGAGUGUUCUCUCUUGCCGCCGGUGACCCAGUAAAUCAGGAAUUGGUUGCAUGCGGCCACAGCAUCCUUGAGGAUGCUGCAUAGACGAUGAGGGGCCCAAAAGGCUCACCGGGGGGCUGUGGACGGACCUCACGGAGGUUCUGCUGCAAACCCCCCGGGCCUAGAAGUUUCUCCACUUACCAAAGGUUUGUUCCUGGAGAACUCUAUGUGGCUUUGGUAGUUAAAAAGAAAGUUUAACUGGCAUGAAAGGGUUCAAAAGAAAUGGAAACAGCCCUUCUCCCAUAGCGUUCCUCACCACCUCCCACCAAAGACCUGGGGACGCAGUGGUUCCCAGAGGGUGUCAGAGGGUUUGGGAACCCUCUAGAAGUAUAUGCAAACUUGAUGGGUAUUUGCAGAUGUGCAUUUUUCUGUCGUGAGUGUCGAGACCAGCACUGCCCAAUAGAAAUAUAAUGCCAGUCACACCUGUAAUUUUAAGCUUUCUACUGGCCACAUUAAUAAAAGUGAAAAGAAAUAGGUAAAAAUAAUUUAAUAAUAUAUUUAUUCAACCCAAUAUUAUUGUUUCAAUGUGUAAUUAAUGUAAAAAGUAUUGAUGAAAUACUUGACGUUCUUUUUUCAACCUAGUCCUCUAAAGACAUUGUGCGUUUUACACGCACAGUACAUCUCCAUUUGGAUGAGCUAACAAUUAGACAGUGCAGGUCUCGAGCUUCUCCAAUAUUCUCACAAGACUUCUUUGACCCUUACAAAGGAAAAAGGUUGAAACCUAAUUACCUCGUGAGAGAACUAGAGUCCACUCAAGUGGCCUAAUGAGAGGCCCAGAGAGCUGUGUGUUUUGUAAUGAAUAAAUAUCCAGGCCGCCCUUUUUGAAAUUUCUGCUUGACCUUUCUAACCACACCACUGAUGUCUAUUUCCGUUUACUGUUAUUUCUCUAACCAGUUGUCUUUUAAAAAGUCACACAAACCAUGUCGAUUUGGUGCUGAAACAAAAUGAUAUCCCUUACUUCUACGGCAAACCUUUAGGCUGAUACAUGGUCCCCAGGAGCCAAAGAGAAUUCCAAACUGUAGUCAUUCAACUUUACCUCAACCCCUAGCUGUCCUUCUUGCUGACUGGCAGAAGGUCUUUUCCCAGUCCUGGUGCCCCCUGGGGAUUUCAGAGGAAAAUAUCUGAAGUUACAUAUUGACUCCCAAUACCCGACUUUGUGUGGCCUUAUUGAGAAAAAGUCUUUGGGGCUUGUGACCAUCCAGCCUCUGUUUGAAUUAUGGCUGCCUGGCAACAGCCCAGCUCCACUUCGAAUCAGCACCGGCCUCUCAGCCCGAGGCUGUGGCUGGGAAAGGAGCAUUUGGAUUCCCCCAGAAUCACUUAGAGUCCCCUCUAGGAAUUGCUUACCUCCUGUGUGACUGGUCCCUUAAGGGAGGAACUGAGCCCUGAUCGUGAAUACAUCUUUUGACUAUUGAUUUCGUCUCUAGGGUUUGGUUCACCCCUGGAAGGUCACCUGCAUUAUCUAGGCAGGAAGAGUGGAGAGUUGGAGAAGGUAGAAAGGUAAUAGUGGAAAAGGCACCUUCCUAUUCGGACAUAGUAAGGAUCGUAACCGUGGAGGCAAAUCUCUGUCCAAAGAGGUUUGUUUUUUUGUCUUGUUUUCAGCAGCUCCCUCAUGCAGGUGGAAACAUGUCUGGACCUUCGUGGGUCUGAUUUGGUCAUAUCAAAAACCGCGGUGCGCAGUGGCCACUUCACUUAGUGCCCUGGCAUCCCUGUGGCUGCCGUGCUUUGAGAACUGAAAAUCCUGACAGACAGCCUAACGUAGGAUUCUUUCUUAUGUAUGAGUUUUGUUUAGAUGAAAGUUCUGGCAGAGCAUACACAAUAAGUGGCAUUAAGUUACCAUUGAAUGUAUCACCUGGACUGAAAACAAAGAAAUGCCAUUAAAUCAAAAUGCAGAAAGUCUGGGAUAUAGAGUCGUAUCCUCUGUGGAGCCAGGACCCCUCCCUCCGUGACACUAGGGACCCUGAGGCAUUUCUGGUAGAAUUUUUUCUCUGCUCUCACUUAGAUUCCUUUCCCUUUUCUGUCUCUAUCGCUGGUCCUCUCUGCCCGCCUGUCUCUCUUUCUGUACUCACACCCACACACAUUCUUCUCCCAUCUUUCAGAACAAAAACCCUGGUGACUCUACAUCUAUAAAGUCAUCGUUAUUGGAGUUGCCAUUGUUACCGUCGUUGGGGUUUUCUUCUUUUUACUGCAUGGCCAUGUCUAUUUUUACACUUCGGAUGAGGAAAGCCAGUUUACUAUAAAGGCAAUUAACUUCCUCUGUAAAGGAGCUGGCCCCAUUUUCACUUCUCUUGUCACUAAUUUUAUCGCAGACCACCUAUCGCUAUUGCCUUUUAGUUCAAGCUUCCUUGCCAGAAAAAUCUCCUCAGUAAAUAAUGGCAAGACAACAACUCCAGAAUGCUGUCGAGAUUUAUUAUCUUCCUCCUCCCACAUCGGUGACCUUCCUAGUCCCCCACAGCCCCCAGGGUUAGGAUUUCUUAGAAAAAUGUGUGGGCUCUACGGUACCCGAUAGCCACUCAUGCUUCUGAAUCUCGUAGCACAAGAGCUUGCUCUUCAUAAGUGCUCUGAGAAGCUACUGCUUCCUUAAGACUGGGAAAGAGAUGCAAAGAAGCCAUCGUCCCAAGGUGAGGGACACGGGGUUCCUCGUGCACUGCUCUGUGUCCCAGAAGUCCCUCGUCCACGCUAUUGGCGGGCCAGGACUGAAGAGUGCAUUUGGUGAUUGCGGUUAGAGGACAGUAUGAAUACUCCACUGCAGGGAGUCAGAAAGCAGGAUGGCGGGAUACAAACGUGGAUGCCUUUCCCGAAUAAAUGCUCAUCCCCUGGGUUUAGAACUGGCCUGGUUUCUCUCUCUCUCUCUCUCUCUCUCUCUCUCUCUCUCUCUGUUAAGGAGUUAAACACUCAUGCCUGCAAAGAAUGUUGGGGUUGCCUGAAAACUAGAUUAACUCUGAGAAGCAGGUGUGAGUGUCUUAUCACUUACCUCUUCCCUUUCCUCCUGUCCUCCCCGUCUCACAACCCCAGGCCCUUUGGAACAGGAACAAUAACUUGUAAAGAUCCCUCGAUCAAUAGCCACACUCUUCUACUUUGAGCCUCUUUAUGGCACUAAAUCAUCAUCCCAAAACUAAAGGAGUGAGUCCAGAUCCUAGAUGUGUGGACCCUUAAUUAUCGAGCCCUUUGAUUGCAAAACAGGCUGUUCUGUACAAAACCUUCUUAGGUCAUUACAUCUCUCCUUGCCGUCCUCUCAACUAUGCCCCUAGCACUUCAUCAUCAAGUGGGCUUUGCCAGGAACCUCUGUUGGACCACUUUCUCAUCCUUGUGCUACUGUUGAUGUUUGCACUUACUCCAGAGCCAUUCGCUCCGUGGCUGCCUGAUACAUAGCUGUUGAUGCUUUGAUAAGGCAAGAAUAUCCAUCUCCUAAGAGGUCUGUACGUCUGAAUAGAGCAUGGGAGAAAUCCAUGGAGAAAGUAACUCAACCUGAGUGACCCAAAGUCACUGCUUGGCAGAAUGUCUGUGGUCUGGCUCUCCUUACGGCAGUGGAGGACGUGGAGAAGCAGGGAAAAUGUGGGGACCAUGUGUGUUCUCUAAACCAAAGAUGGAUCACCAUCCAAAUGGACACAUGUUUCUUCCAGGGGCCAGUUUAAUUUUCUUCUAAUGUUCUCAUAAAUAAAAGUGAAGGUGGCUUACUGAAACUUUUGGGGGCGGGGAGGCGGGGCGUUGUGGGGUGGUUCUGUUGCAGGCUGGUGAUAGACCUUACUAACUUCAGAAACCUGAGAAAACGUCUCAUGGCCUUAGCACCACAGCAUUUUUCAAGUCGAGUGUUUAGUCCCCUUUUCCCUCAAAAGUUUUAGACAAAUCUAGGGCUUUAUUGAACUUAGAAUAUUGUUUUCUUGGAGAAUGUGACGAUUUUUAAAUAGCCAAAGAAUUUUCAUGUAUAAGAGCUAGUUAACUACAGGAUAGCCCGCUCUGUUGAAGAAAAUACCAAACUACUGCCUGUACUAAUAGGUAGUAGAGCCGUUGAAGGACUGCUAACAUACGGACUUUCCAGUCUGCGUUUGUGCUGGCAUCUAUGGCACUUACUGCUCAAUGUUUGCAAGGGGGCAGGACGCCCUCUGCUGGAAUAAUCGCCAUUAUUCUUUUAGCCAAUGAGUUAAACCUAGAGUCACCAUUUCCUCAACAACUAGUUACUUGCCUUUUAUCAUCCCAUUUCCUCAGUAGUUGAGAAUUUCCUUUAUCGAAGGAGGAAGGAGUGU